UCUGCAGAGGGCUCCCAUUCAGAUGCUGGCUCGGUCUGUGCUGAUAACCAAACAGAGCUGCCACCCUCCAUGGAGCGCACAGGAGGAAUUGGAGACUCCAGGCCCCCCUCUUUCCACCCUAACACGGGGGGUAGUCGGGAAAACCUCGACAAUGAGACAGAGACAGACUCGGUGGUGUCGUCGCAAAGGGAACGACCUCGUCGGAAAGAUGGGCCUGAGCAUGCACCCAGGGUGAAUGGUACGGUGAAGGGAGAGCGGCGCCGAGACCUGGGCGGGUACGAGAGCUCCUCCACGCUCAUGAGCAGUGAGCUGGAGACCACCAGCUUCUUCGAUUCAGAUGAAGAUGACUCCACCAGCAGGUUUAGCAGUUCAACAGAGCAAAGCAGUGCUUCCCGUCUCAUGAGGAGGCACAAGCGACGCCGGCGGAAACAGAAGGCUCCACGCAUUGAGCGGUCAUCGUCCUUCAGCAGCAUCACAGACUCUACCAUGUCCCUGAAUAUCAUCACAGUCACGCUGAACAUGGAGAAAUACAACUUUCUGGGCAUUUCUAUUGUGGGACAGAGCAAUGAGCGUGGAGAUGGAGGCAUUUACAUUGGCUCUAUCAUGAAGGGUGGCGCUGUGGCAGCUGAUGGCAGGAUUGAGCCAGGAGACAUGCUCUUGCAGGUAAAUGACAUCAACUUUGAGAACAUGAGCAACGAUGAUGCUGUGCGGGUGCUGAGGGAGAUUGUGCACAAGCCGGGGCCCAUCACCCUGACGGUGGCCAAGUGCUGGGACCCCAGCCCCCGGGGCUGCUUCUCGUUACCCAGGAGUGAGCCCAUCCGGCCCAUCGACCCGGCAGCCUGGGUGUCUCACACAGCAGCGAUGACUGGCACCUACCCAGCGUACGGUAUGAGUCCAUCCAUGAGCACAAUCACUUCCACCAGCUCCUCCAUCACCAGCUCCAUCCCAGAGACUGAACGCCUCGAUGACUUCCACCUGUCCAUCCACAGCGACAUGGCCACCAUUGUUAAAGCCAUGGCCUCACCAGAGUCAGGCCUGGAGGUGCGUGACCGCAUGUGGCUGAAGAUCACCAUCCCCAAUGCCUUCAUUGGUUCAGAUGUGGUGGAUUGGCUCUAUCACCAUGUGGAGGGCUUUACAGACCGUCGUGAAUCUCGUAAAUAUGCCAGCAAUCUGCUGAAGGCUGGCUACAUCCGACAUACCGUGAACAAGAUCACCUUCUCCGAGCAGUGCUAUUACAUCUUCGGGGACCUCUGUGGAAACAUGGCUAAUCUUUCUCUUCACGAUCACGAUGGCUCCAGUGGUGCCUCCGAUCAGGACACUUUGGCCCCACUCCCCCACCCAGGAGCUGCACCCUGGCCUAUGGCUUUCCCAUAUCAGUAUCCACCACCUCAUCCAUACAACCCCCACCCCGGCUUCCCUGACCCAGGCUACGGCUAUGGAGGGGGCAGUGCAGGCAGCCAGCACAGUGAAGGGAGCCGGAGCAGCGGUUCCAAUCGCAGCGGCAGCGAGAGGAGAAAGGAAAGAGAGAAAACCGGCGAGUCCAAGUCAGGCGGCAGCGGGAGUGAGUCGGACCACACCACGAGGAGCAGCAUGCGGCGCGAGCGCGCAGCCAGCGAGCGCUCAGUGCCGGCCAGCCAGCACAGCCAGCGCAGCCAGCACUCCCUGGCUCACAGCAUCCGCAGCCACCACAGCCAGCAGUCGUACGGGCCACCCGGCCUUCCCCCUCUCUUCAGCCCCCCCAUGUUGCUGAUGCCUCCACCGCCUUCAGCCAUGGGGCCCCCCGGGGCACCACCGGGCCGUGAUCUGGCCUCUGUGCCCCCCGAACUGACAGCCAGUAGACAGUCCUUCCGAAUGGCCAUGGGCAACCCCAGUGAGUUCUUUGUGGAUGUAAUGUGAAGCGCCCGUCCUUUGUCUGUCUGCUGCCCCUCCUUCCCCCCUCCAUCCCCGUCGUUUGUCUCCUAGGACCAGCCCUGGCUUCACUCCUUGUUUUUUUGGUUUUUUUUUUAAUUUUUUUGUUUGUUUUGGUUUUUUUUGUCUUGAUAACGAAAAGAAAAAAGGGAAAAAAAUAAUAAAUGGAACUAAACCUUGA
Apaloderma vittatum (bar-tailed trogon) is the source of this 2089-nucleotide messenger RNA. It is a transcript of the gene DVL3, whose product is annotated as dishevelled segment polarity protein 3. The record is from RefSeq and is a predicted model, not a curated record. Gene Ontology annotation, biological process: intracellular signal transduction; canonical Wnt signaling pathway. The transcript has 13 exons. Bases 70 to 1896 code for a protein of 608 amino acids. Gene Ontology annotation, cellular component: cytosol. Gene Ontology annotation, molecular function: frizzled binding. Lineage: Eukaryota; Metazoa; Chordata; Aves; Trogoniformes; Trogonidae.